Branchiostoma floridae (Florida lancelet) is the source of this 1108-nucleotide messenger RNA. RefSeq lists its product as uncharacterized. The transcript is spliced from 6 exons. The coding region runs from base 202 to 726 and encodes 174 amino acids. NCBI's taxonomy places the organism in Eukaryota, Metazoa, Chordata, Leptocardii, Amphioxiformes, Branchiostomatidae. The record is from RefSeq and is a predicted model, not a curated record.
GCACAAGAGACCGUUCCAGAAUGAUGUUCUAUGGUGUCAGAUAGAACGAAUCAAAACAAAACAAAACAUAGACCAAGAACAGGACAGAACACAACACACAGGGAGAGACACUGGGACAUUUCUUCUUCUUUUCCCAAGGAAAGUAUCGGUGAUUUUCCGUCGCUUUUGUAGCAGUAAACUUGUUGUUUCGUCUCGGACAAGAUGCAAUCCUCUUACCGCUCGUACCAGCCGAUCACCCCGGCAAACAACAAACUACUCAAGAAACGGUGGGACCAGAAGCGCUUCUACACACAUAGGAUGAAAGUGCAAAAUGCCAGUCCCGUGAUAGACAACAAACCUCCGCGGACAUACAUGCACCUUCAUCUCAAGCUUAAGAAACUUCAGGUUGAGGAGGAACGGCUGGCCACAGUGGAGCGGGAUAACCGGAUCCUGCUGGAGAAGAUCGGCUUCAUCAUGCGGACAGGCGGGAGGGUGGACAACAUCAACCGGGACUACAUACCGAAAAGCCUGAACAAGACCAAACGUCAGCGGGAGAUCCUGCGCAUCACGCACGAGAACCACGCCAUCCUCAAGCGCAUCUCCUCCAAGGAGCCCAACUACAACCACCUGCAGUGUGAGGAGGAGUGGAAUCUCAACCAAAUAUACAAGGACAACAUCUCCAAGUACAUCGGACCUCCCAGAGACGCCAAGCGGUGGAAACCUCCAGCUAAAAACAACAAUGUUUAAAACUGUCCACAUAGGCAUGGUCUUUAUAUUGUUAACAAGUUGGGCGGAUCCAGUCUUCAAAACUGUACAUAAAUCAGAAAUAGAAGCUCGGUAUUUGGGAAGUCAUAGUUUCCCUCAUUGUUAAGAAUGCAAUAAGAACCCCUUCCUUGUCUGCUGUGUUUUGACAGAGAAUAUUUGACUGUACGUCCACCCCCACAUUGCAGAAGUAAGGAGAACCUAAAGCGAUUGUAAGGUCAGGCUGUAUUUACCACGGUUCUGUAUAUCGUGAUCAAGUAGAAAAGAAAACACUGACUUUGAGGACAUGAACUGUAUGGCCCUGCCUUUUUUGUCUAUACAUUGUCAUUACAUGUAUGUAUUCAAAUAUAUUGUUUGGUUCUCUCUU